Molecule: messenger RNA, 2179 nt
Organism: Manis javanica (Malayan pangolin)
Lineage: Eukaryota; Metazoa; Chordata; Mammalia; Pholidota; Manidae
Gene: NKX6-1
Product: NK6 homeobox 1
Biological process (GO): regulation of transcription by RNA polymerase II; cell differentiation
Cellular component (GO): nucleus
Molecular function (GO): RNA polymerase II cis-regulatory region sequence-specific DNA binding; DNA-binding transcription factor activity, RNA polymerase II-specific
Source: RefSeq, a predicted model, not a curated record
CGUACCCGAAGCCGUCAGACUUCUCACACUUAGUCUUUGUUUUUCUGUGGGGUUUUUUUUCUCCCCCUUUUUCUUUUCAAUAUUGCAACGCUAGUGCCCCGUGGCCCAGAGGAGAAGGCGGGUCGGCGCGCCGAAUCCGGGAACCGCCGGGACUGGUGGCACUGCCCUUUGUGGCUCAACAGCCUGCGGCAGCGCCGGCGGAGGAAGCCCGCCCGGAGGCGAGAUACUCCUGGAGGCUGGAUGCUCUCCCUCCCCACGCUCCGCGAACGCCAAAAGCGAAUCAGACUAGCGGCCGAAAGAGCAGGGCAUACCAGUAAGAUUGCAGGAGCGCUUCGGGCGGAACCUGGCGUCCCUUGAACCUCCCCAAAGAAAGCGAGCCAGCCCCCCACCCUCCGACAUCAAAGUGGAGACUCGGUGAUUCUUAACUCUAAACUUUGUUACAAACUCUCUGGGCCCUGCCUGAGUUUUGUUUUGCUUAUUUCCCGGGGGGAGAAGAUGAGAAGUAGUGCACUUUGAGCGGCGAGGAAAGGUGAGGAAGAGAUCGAGAUCGAAUCCCGCACUCUUAGGAGCGAAAGGACAGCGAGACCCCCGGGCGCCCUCUGGUCUCGGCGAGCCACCCACUCUCGAGUGGCGUGUUUGGACAUUUCUGCUGCGUAGCGCCGAGAGCAACUCCCGGCGGCGGCGUUCUCGGCCUAGCGGGCAGGUCGCCUCCUCGCUCGCGCGCUCCGCGCCUCUCGCACUCCUGAGCCCCGCCCCGGGCACCGGCCCGCGCCCUCGCUGCGUGGCUGUGGGCUCCGGCCUGGCCGUGGGAUGCUGGCGGUAGGGGCGAUGGAGGGCACCCGGCCGAGCGCGUUCCUGCUCAGCAGCCCGCCCCUGGCCGCCCUGCACAGCAUGGCCGAGAUGAAGACUCCGCUGUACCCCGCCGCGUACCCCCCGCUGCCAGCCGGACCCGCCUCCUCCUCCUCCUCCUCGUCCUCGUCGUCGCCCUCCCCGCCUUUGGGCGCCCACAACCCAGGCAGCCUGAAGCCCCAGGCCGCGGGGGGACUCUCGUCCCUGGGCAGCCCCCCCCAGCAGCUCUCGGCCGCCACCCCGCACGGCAUCAACGACAUCCUGAGCCGGCCUUCCAUGCCCGUGGCCUCAGGAGCAGCGCUGCCCUCCGCCUCGCCGUCCGGUUCCUCUUCUUCCUCUUCCUCGUCCACCUCUGCUUCCUCCGCCUCGGCAGCCGCUGCAGCGGCUGCUGCUGCGGCGGCGGCCGCCUCAUCCCCAGCCGGACUGCUGGCCGGCCUGCCCCGGUUCAGUAGCCUGAGCCCGCCGCCGCCGCCGCCUGGCCUCUACUUCAGCCCCAGUGCCGCGGCCGUGGCCGCAGUGGGUCGGUACCCCAAGCCGCUAGCCGAGCUGCCCGGCCGGACGCCCAUCUUCUGGCCAGGAGUGAUGCAGAGCCCGCCCUGGAGGGACGCGCGCCUGGCCUGCACCCCUCAUCAAGGAUCCAUUUUGUUGGACAAAGACGGGAAGAGAAAACACACCAGACCCACGUUCUCGGGCCAGCAGAUAUUCGCCUUGGAGAAGACUUUCGAACAGACGAAAUACUUGGCGGGACCCGAGAGGGCUCGCCUGGCCUAUUCGCUGGGGAUGACGGAGAGUCAGGUCAAGGUCUGGUUCCAGAACCGCCGGACCAAGUGGAGGAAGAAGCACGCGGCCGAGAUGGCCACAGCCAAGAAGAAGCAGGACUCGGAGACCGAGCGGCUCAAGGGGGCUUCGGAGAACGAAGAGGAGGACGACGACUACAACAAGCCCCUGGACCCCAACUCGGACGACGAGAAAAUCACGCAGCUGCUGAAAAAGCACAAGUCCGGCGGCGGCGGCGGCGGCGGCCUCCUGCUGCACGCGUCCGAGAACGAGAGCUCGUCCUGAGCGCCCGCCGCGCGCCGGCGCCUGCUGGCCUCCGGCCUCCGCCCGUGGCCCGCGCGCGUCCCGCCUCCCCGGCCCCGCCUGCGGGGCCUCUUUGCUAGUUUCUGAGAUGUACAUAUCUAUUUUUUUAACCCAGAAGUUGAGGGGGGCGGCGGACGGAGACUCGGGGGUUGGGCAGAAGGCUGAGACGACCGCGAAGUGCGCCGCAGCGAUACCGCCGCUGAAUCUCGCCGCUGGGCCACCAGCCUCCCAGCCCGGCUUGUCCCCCAGC